ACAUGUUAUUCCUUGUAACAUCACAAAGCCCAGAGCAGAUAAGAUCACAAUACACGGAAAACACUACACGAGAGGGAGAGAGACAGACCCGUUGGUGUGGCAAUGGCUUCUACCGCAACGAGUCUGUCAUGGAGUUCGUCUUCAUGGCUUCACACUCGUAGUAGCUUAACCAAGAGCAUGAAUGAAACCACCAGAUUCUCGGACAAAGACUCGGUGUUAGCGAUAGUGGCCCAAAAGAAAGCCAAGAAAACCCGAAAGAUAAUACUGAAGGAGGAUGUGGCGUACUUGGGAAAGAAAGGGCAACUUCUGGACGUGAAAGCUGGCUAUUACAGGAAUUUUUUGUCGCCUAUGGGCAAAGCCCAGAUCGUCACUCCCCUUCUUAUCAAGGAAAUGAAGAUUGAAGAGGAGAGAAUUGAGGCGGAGAAAAAAAGGGUAAAAGAAGAGGCGCAGCAACUUGCUCUUAUUUUUGAAACUGUUGGAGCUUUCAAGGUGAAGCGCAAGGGUGGGAAAGGAAAACAGAUCUUCGGAACUGUUACUGCUCAAGAUCUAGUUGACAUAAUCAAGGCACAGCUUCAGAGGGACGUGGACAAAAGAAUUGUUUCUCUUCCUGAGAUUCGUGAAACAGGAGAAUAUGUUGCUGAAUUGAAGCUUCAUCCUGAAGUUAGUGCUCGAGUAAGGUUAACCGUAUUUGCAAACUAAAGACCGGCACCUUUUGGAGCCCUGCUCACCAAAGUUAAAAUUUGUAUAUGCGGUGUUCUUCAGUCAAGGUAUGUAUUUUGAUCAUCGAUUCUGAGGGGGAGAAAAAGUGUUUGUGAUUAUAUUGAAAGCCUAACUGAUAUCGGGAGCCACCCAGAGUUUCCCAAUGGUUAAACAGUUUAGCUUGGGAGUUCUUAGUUAACAUCAUUAAUCCAAGUUCUUUGCUAGAUGGCAUCUAAUUUGAACCUCUUUUACCUGUUCUGUUUUGUUUUGUUUUUUUUUUCCUUCAUAUUGAGUUGUGAUCUCCCAACAUUAAGCUGUGGGACAAAAUGCUUAACUACCAUGGAAUGGUUGGAGAUAACAUGUUUAGGAGCUUUUUGUCUCUAAUGUUCACGAUGUACUAUGGAGAUCAAUGUUGGAUUCAACCAAUGGCUUUCAAUUGUUCCUGGAAAAUCAAUGUUUAGGAGCUUUUUUUUUCGUUUUUAUUGUUCCGUAAAUAUCAAUUUUGAUUUAGGUUGCCUCUUCUGGGCGUAAUUAUUCAAUACAAUGUCGAUACCAUUUUGU
Molecule: messenger RNA, 1260 nt
Organism: Ilex paraguariensis (yerba mate)
Lineage: Eukaryota; Viridiplantae; Streptophyta; Magnoliopsida; Aquifoliales; Aquifoliaceae
Source: the annotation of a GenBank genome assembly